AUGUCUCUGGAGGAUUCAGUCCUUAUAAAUCCAGAGAACAGCAGCGUUUCGGUUUUGAAUGUUUCCCGAGUGUUUUGGGACUCCACGGGAGAGCGGGACCAGUACGACGUCUGGCUCCCCGGCAUCGGGAUCGCCGCUGUCUACGGACUCAUCAUUGUCGUGGGUCUGGUGGGAAAUGUCACUCUGAUGAAGACUUGUCUGUCGGUGAAGUCCAUGCGCACCGUGCCAAACCUGUUCCUGUCCAGUCUGGCUCUGGGGGACCUGCUGCUGCUGGUGACCUGCGCGCCGGUGGACGCCAGCCGCUACCUGGUGGACGAGUGGCUGUUCGGCCGCGUCGGAUGCAAACUGAUCCCGUUCAUCCAGCUCACCUCGGUGGGAGUCUCCGUGUUCACCCUCACCGCUCUCUCCGCUGACCGGUACAAAGCCAUCGUCAAACCGCUGGACAUUCACAGGUCCAGCGCUCGACUCGGCGUCUGUCUCCGAGUGGGGGCCAUCUGGCUGCUCUCUGUGGCUCUGGCCAUUCCCGAAGCCGUCUUCUCUGACCUGCACACCUUCACCACCAGCCACGCCAACGAGACGUUUGUCACCUGCGCGCCCUACCCCCACGCCGGGGAGCUGCACCCGAAAAUCCACUCCACCGCCUCCUUCCUCGUCUUCUACGUCAUCCCACUCUUCAUCAUAUCCGUGUACUACUGCUUCAUCGCUCACAGUCUGGUCAGGAGCUCCGUGGACAUCCCUGCUGAGGGACACCUGCACCUCCAGAGACAGAUCAAGUCCAGAAAGCGUUUGGCCAAAACUGUGCUGGUGUUCGUUGGCUUGUUUGCUGUCUGCUGGCUGCCCAGUCAUGUGAUCUACCUGUACCGCUCCUACCACUACGGCCAGGCGGACACCUCCCUGGCCCACUUCAUCGCCAGCGUGUGCGCUCGCAUUUUGGCCUUCACCAACUCCUGCGUGAACCCAUUUGCCCUCUACCUGAUGAGCAAAAGCUUCAGAAAACACUUCAAAAAGCAGCUGCCGUGCUGCUCUUCUCCCAGACGGCUGGACAGUCAGAACAGCCGGAGUACAAAUAUAACCACUGUCUGAAAGCAGGUGUCACGACACCUGGGCUUAAUACGGACUGGAGCCAUGUUAACCAUCUUUGCCCACAUUGUUUUCAGCAGAUUUCAGUAAUUUCUUACUAAUGCUAAAUUCUCAUUUACCUUUUUGACCAAACAAAAUACUGUCGCAUUUUCAGCUUACUAUCUAGUCGAAGUCGUGGAAAUAAGAGGUGAAGCAGGAAGCCUCAAAGCUUCUGUCAGAAACACUUCAUCACUGAUUCAAAGUCAAAUAACUGUUGGUUGACAGACAAAAGCGAUCACUGCACACGGAAAUUUGCUCGCUGUUGCUUGAGAUGAACAUAUUGAUGUUCACCGACAAAUAAAUGUCAAAAAGCCUUGAUAGGUAGUACGUUUUCUCUGUAUACUCCGUGUAGAUGUGAACUGAAUGUUUGAUCGUUUAUCAUUCAUGGUUAACAUGACAAAAAAAAAGGGAAGAUUUGAUCAGCUGUCAUUUUCAGUGUAAACCACGCAUGAACAGCUUGACAUUCACUUUUUUUGUGCGUGUUUCUAUCUGCACUGAGCCGUUAAAAAAGAUGAGGUAUGUUGCAGGUAGAGCAGAAGGUCCCUCUGACAUUUGAGGGUUUGAUGGUUGUAAAAUAUUCAAAGUGAACAGAAAGAUAUUAUUGGCCACAUUAGACUGUUUGUCGAAUGUUAAGUUUCUACAAUUGUCACAUGUCACAUACUGUGUACAUACAGAUGUUUCUGUUAAACUGUGUGUGUUAGUUAAUGGUGUGUUGGUUGGUCGACUUUACUUCAACCUAUGUACUGUACACAUGAACACAUGUCAGCAGCUGUUUGUUAUUUCUUAAUACUGUGAUGUAAUAUUUAGGGCUGCAAUUAUUUACAUUAUCAAUUAAACUAUCGGUUAUAUUUAAGAAAACAUGUCAGAAAACAAUCACAACUUCCCAAAGCUGGAGGUGACAUCCAGGAAGUAACUGUGAAUAUUUUGCAUUUUAGCAAUGCUGGCUAGAAAAUGCUAGCAUACUAACAUGCUAAGAUAGUAAACAUGAUUAACGGUACACCUGCUGAACAUCAGUAUGUUAGCAUUGUAUCCUGGUUAAGUUCAUGUAAACGCACUCAAUGUGAGCAUGCUAGCAUGCUGACAUUAGCAUUGCUCAAAGUCGAUUAGAAUUUAGCACGAAGCACGACUGUGCGUGCAUACAGCCUCACAAAGACGCGAGCACGGCUGUGAACUCUUAGGUGUGUUUGUUGAUAAAUGAAAUGAAAUUUUUUUUAAAGUAAUUGAUCUUUCAUUUUCUGUCGACUGACUCUUGUGUUGUUGAUAGCAUUUUAACAGUGGAGACACAAUU
Messenger RNA from Chelmon rostratus (copperband butterflyfish), 2407 nucleotides. RefSeq names its product gastrin-releasing peptide receptor-like. The record is from RefSeq and is a predicted model, not a curated record. The transcript is spliced from 3 exons. Gene Ontology annotation, molecular function: G protein-coupled peptide receptor activity. Gene Ontology annotation, biological process: G protein-coupled receptor signaling pathway. Lineage: Eukaryota; Metazoa; Chordata; Actinopteri; Chaetodontiformes; Chaetodontidae. The coding region runs from base 1 to 1083 and encodes 360 amino acids. Gene Ontology annotation, cellular component: membrane.